GCGGCGGCGGCGGCGGCGGCGGCAGUGGCGGUCCCACUGGCAGGCGGGCAAGAGGGGAGUCCGGGCGGCGUCCGGCGUGGGAGCCGGGGGACCACCAUGGUAAAGAAGCGGAAAGGCCGCGUCGUGAUCGACUCGGACACGGAGGACAGCGGCAGCGAUGAGAACCUGGAUCAGGAGCUCUUGUCCCUGGCAAAGCGGAAGCGCAGUGAUUCCGAGGAGAAAGAGCCACCUGUGAGUCAGCCUACAGCCUCCUCAGACUCUGAGACGUCCAACAGUGAUGACGAGUGGACAUUUGGGAGCAAUAAAAAUAAGAAGAAAGGAAAGGCCAGAAAAAUAGAGAAGAAAGGAACAAUGAAGAAACAAGCCAACAAAACGGCUUCCUCGGGCAGUUCUGAUAAAGACAGUUCCGCUGAGAGCUCAGCACCUGAGGAAGGUGAAGUGUCAGAUUCUGACAGCAACAGCUCCUCCUCCAGUUCAGAUUCAGACUCUUCCUCAGAAGAUGAAGAGUUCCACGAUGGCUAUGGAGAAGACCUUAUGGGCGAUGAGGAAGACAGAGCCCGCCUGGAGCAGAUGACAGAGAAGGAGCGGGAGCAAGAACUGUUCAACCGCAUUGAGAAGAGGGAAGUGUUGAAAAAAAGAUUUGAAAUCAGGAAAAAACUAAAAACAGCCAAAAAGAAAGAAAAGAAAGAAAAAAAGAAAAAGCAAGAAGAAGAGCAGGAAAAGAAAAAGCUGACCCAGAUUCAAGAAUCUCAGGUAACAUCCCACAACAAGGAACGGCGUUCCAAACGGGAUGAGAAACUAGAUAAGAAAUCUCAAGCCAUGGAGGAGCUAAAAGCAGAGCGAGAAAAACGAAAGAACAGAACAGCCGAGCUCCUCGCUAAAAAACAGCCAUUAAAAACCAGUGAGGUGUACUCUGAUGAUGAGGAAGAAGAAGAGGAUGACAAGUCCAGUGAAAAGUCAGACCGCUCAUCGAGAACAUCAUCAUCUGAUGAAGAAGAGGAGAAAGAAGAGAUCCCUCCCAAAUCACAACCCGUCUCCUUACCUGAGGAAUUGAAUCGGGUCCGACUAUCCCGGCAUAAGCUGGAACGUUGGUGUCACAUGCCCUUCUUUGCUAGAACAGUCACAGGAUGUUUUGUACGGAUCGGCAUUGGAAACCACAACAGCAAACCAGUUUACCGGGUGGCCGAGAUCACGGGUGUUGUGGAAACCGCCAAGGUCUACCAGCUUGGUGGCACCAGGACAAACAAAGGGCUACAGCUACGGCAUGGCAGUGACCAACGAGUGUUCCGCCUAGAGUUUGUCUCAAACCAAGAGUUCACUGAAAGUGAAUUCAUGAAGUGGAAAGAGGCGAUGUUCUCUGCUGGCAUGCAGUUGCCCACUCUAGAUGAAAUCAAUAAGAAGGAGUUGUCUAUUAAAGAAGCUCUUAAUUAUAAAUUCAAUGAUCAGGACAUCGAAGAGAUUGUAAAAGAGAAAGAAAGGUUCAGGAAAGCUCCACCCAACUAUGCUAUGAAGAAGACUCAGCUGCUAAAGGAAAAGGCCAUGGCUGAGGACCUGGGGGAUCAGGACAAGGCCAAACAAAUCCAAGACCAGCUGAAUGAGCUAGAGGAGCGAGCAGAGGCCCUGGACCGCCAGCGGACCAAGAACAUAUCUGCCAUCAGUUAUAUCAACCAGCGGAACCGGGAGUGGAACAUUGUAGAGUCUGAGAAGGCCCUUGUGGCUGAAAGUCACAACAUGAAAAACCAACAGAUGGAUCCCUUUACCAGGCGGCAGUGCAAACCUACCAUUGUUUCUAAUUCCAGAGACCCGGCUGUUCAAGCUGCCAUAUUGGCCCAGCUGAAUGCAAAAUACGGUUCUGGAGUAUUACCAGAUGCUCCAAAGGAAAUGAGCAAGGGUCAGGGAAAGGAUAAAGAUUUGAAUUCUAAGUCAGCCAGUGACCUCUCAGAAGAUUUGUUCAAAGUACAUGAUUUCGAUGUGAAGAUUGAUUUACAAGUUCCCAGCUCAGAGUCAAAGGCUUUGGCCAUCACCUCCAAGGCUCCACCAGCCAAAGAUGGGGCUCCACGGAGAUCUCUAAACUUGGAAGACUACAAAAAACGGCGAGGGCUUAUUUGAGCACACCCAGCCUGCUGCUUCUGACCCUGCAUGCCCCAUCACAGUGCCCCACGUUUCCUCUUUGCCUUUGAUUUGCCCUCUUUGGGCUGGAGCAGCAGUAGAACUGGGAAGAGACUCUAAACUGCCAGUCAUCUGUAAUAUAAACCAUUUGCUGUAUAGACCUUCCUUGUCUGCACCAUCUCCCACCAACCCCCCUAGGCCUCUCACCCAGUGUGGGCCUGGGCUCUGUUGGGCUUUAUCCAUGUCUUUAUAGUUUUGUGUUUGCCUUUUGUUUUUUUUUUUAAACUAGCACAGUUCAUCGGCCACUCUGCACACAUUCAGUAUUAGCGUGGAGCUGGGAUUCUUGCUGUCGCCCCUGGUGGCGCCAGCAGCAGCACUGGGUGGCCGCCUCCGCGGGCUGCCUUGGACCCAACCAUUGAACAUUUGGCACCGGACACUUGUGGAGGGAGUGGGGACUGGGCACCUGCGGCCCUCCUCCCUCUCCUCAUCUUUCUCUUCUUCCCAUCUCUGCAGAAGAGAGGUUCUCAAAUCCAAUUUAGUUUCCAAAAAGUGUACAUUGGGGGGGGGCUGUUUGAAAGAGAGUGUGUGUGUGUAUGUGUGUGUACGUGCGUGUCUGUAAGUGCGUGGAUUUUUUUAUCAUUUUUUUAAAAUGCAGUACUCUUUGUAUCAGUCUGUCAUGGGUCUAUAGCUGUUUCAGAUUUUUUCAGCUGUACAUGAGCAUCUGAAACUGCAAGAAAGAAACUCAUUAAAUGUGAUUCUUCUUACUAAACAGGGCUGACUGCUGUAGCUGUGUAACAUCCCCUCCCCCACAUCCUCUCUCCGCCCCCCCAACUCCUCCCCUCAGAGAAAACACCCCAGUUUUGCCCCGGCCCUGUAGACUGUGUCCUGGCAGGUGGGAGGGAAGCCCACACCAGGGAGCAGAGAAGGCAGUGCGGGCGUCUUGCUCAACCCAUGGGUACAGCCCACAGCGUCUCGGCUGAACAUAGAGUGUCUUUUUCCCACCCCAUGUUCGUGUCUCUUCCUAGCGGUUCUGUUUUGCUGUUUCAGAAAGAAUAAUGUUUUGUUUUUAAGAGAAAGUAUUCAUCGUGAAUGUGGAGAGAACGAACACAAAAAGGUUUAGGUUGCAAAUGUUACAAGCAUGUGCAGUUUUGUGUGUGUGUAUACAUAUAUAUAUGGUAAGCAUAUAUAUUGUUGUGCAGCUAAGGUGAGGCCAGCAAAGAAGUGUGUAUGUCUUUAUGAAAUGUUUGAAAAGAGAUAAGCUGACUGCUUGAUAAUCAUUCUCAGGUGUAAAGCUCCAAGUGUAAAUAAAAGUGGCAUUUAACAAAUCUUUUCAGAACAAAGUACAGCUGACUAUAUAUACCAAGAACUAAGCUAAAGAAACAGCUGAGAGCUGCUGAAUCCCACAAGAGGGAGAGGAAUUUAGAAGAUCUGCUUUGUACUUCUUCACCCUACUUUUCUGUAAGGAAGUGGGAUGAUGGGAAAUCAUGGACUUAAGUUGUAUUUAAACAUACAAAACGAACUUGGUGACUCUUCUGGAUUUAGUAGAGCCUCGGUGUCGCUUUAACUUAGUUUACACUUUUUUUAUUUAAAAAAAACAGCAAUGGAUGGUUUUUUUAAAAGUAUUGUGACUGUAAAAUUGGUAAACUGUGACUGUAACAUAGCUCUGUGGUAGCUGUGAUGCAGUUCGGUUGGGCAAAAGUGGGCAAUGGACUCAUUAAAAUCAUAUAUACUUGAAUAGUCCAUUGACCAAAACCCUUUAUAGACUGUUGUGUAAAUGUGGAAUCACAGACUGCUAAACAUUGCCCAGACUCCGGCAGAGCCCUGGAAGCUGCUGGGACCUCUCCUAUCAUGACAAACCUGGAUUGUUUUUCUUUCUGGUUUUAAAAGACAUGAAAUUAUAGAAUCCAUAUAAUUUGCUGGAGUCAUUCUGAUCCACCAUGUAGAUCUGUAUUUAGUAUCAUUUGGAUUUGGAGAAGUGUCGAUUACAUUAUGGCUGUGUAAUAAAAUUUUUAUUAAAACCGCAUCACACUGUAGCCACUUUGCCACUACCUCCCCACACGCAGCUGCUGAAACUUUCAUUCUGAGACACCAAAACACAGCAAGGAGAAAAGCCAACCAACUUAAUACCUGAGUCAUCUCCUUGGUGAUUGGAAUCAGGUCUGAGAACUUGUCUCCCAUCUCCACUGAGGCAGGACCUCCAAACUGGGAUCUUGAGCAGGCAGAAGACAUUGGCUUUAUUACACCCCCUCCCCACCCCUCACCCUCCCAGCUGGGCUUCUUGGCCGUUCACGAGAAGUAUUUCUUACACUGGGGAGUUGCUGCCGCGGCUCCCUGCGCCACACCUCCCCCACUCCAUGUGGUUUCAGUGUUGAAGGGUGCGGCACCGAAGGCUGUUUUAUACAUUUUUCACUUCCUUCCAAGAAGCAAAAAAGGCCAAUGUCCAUAUGCCUAGCUCAUGAUGUAUAGGUCUGUUUGUCUGUCUUGCUUCUGACAGGUGGAGGGAAAGUCUACUGCCUGCAACUUCCCUUCAAGAAUGCUUUUGUUUUCUUUGUUUCUGUGAAGUUCUGAGCUGUCACUCAAACUGUACAGAUAUUUGUAAAUAAACUUUCCACCCUGUUUUAACAAGGGAAUCAGAA
Suricata suricatta (meerkat) is the source of this 4745-nucleotide messenger RNA. It is a transcript of the gene RTF1, whose product is annotated as RTF1 homolog, Paf1/RNA polymerase II complex component. Gene Ontology annotation, molecular function: RNA polymerase II C-terminal domain phosphoserine binding; DNA binding. Gene Ontology annotation, cellular component: Cdc73/Paf1 complex. The annotation marks the transcript as partial. The transcript is spliced from 18 exons. The record is from RefSeq and is a predicted model, not a curated record. NCBI's taxonomy places the organism in Eukaryota, Metazoa, Chordata, Mammalia, Carnivora, Herpestidae.